GCCUGGCGCGCGCAGGGCUCGCUGGGAAAGCGCGUCCCCGCCGCGGCUCCGCCAGUUUGAACUUGGCGGGCCAGAUGUGGGCGGCGGGGCGCUGGGGGCCUACUUUUCCCUCUUCCUACGCCGGUUUCUCUGCUGACUGCAGACCCAGGUCUUGGCCCUCCUCGGGCUCCUUUUCCGUCCCUAUGACGGGCGCACGUGGGCAGGGGCUGGACGUGGUGCGCUCACCGUCGCCGCCGCUGCCGCUGAGCUGCAGCAAUUCCACCAGGUCGCUGUUGUCUCCCCUUGGCCACCAGAGCUUCCAGUUUGACGAGGACGACGGUGACGGGGAGGAUGAGGAAGACGUGGACGAAGAUGCCCAUGAUUCAGAGGCCAAAGUGGCGAGCCUGAGAGGAAUGGAGUUACAGGGGUGCGCCAGCACUCAGGUUGAAUCAGAAGAUAACCAAGAAGAACAGAAACAGGUGCGCUUACCAGAAAGCCGCCUGACACCAUGGGAGGUGUGGUUUAUUGGCAAAGAAAAAGAAGAACGUGACCGGCUGCAACUGAAAGCUCUAGAGGAAUUAAAUCAACAACUAGAAAAAAGAAAAGAAAUGGAAGAACGUGAAAAAAGAAAGACAAUUGCUGAAGAAAAGCACAAGGAAUGGGUUCAGAAAAAGAAUGAGCAAAAAAGAAAAGAAAGAGAACAAAAAAUUAAUAAAGAAAUGGAGGAAAAAGCAGCAAAGGAACUGGAGAAAGAAUACUUGCAAGAAAAAGCAAAAGAAAAAUAUCAAGAAUGGUUAAAGAAAAAAAAUGCUGAAGAAUGUGAGAGGAAGAAGAAAGAAAAGGAAAAAGAAAAACAACAGCAAGCUGAAAUACAGGAGAAAAAGGAAAUAGCAGAAAAAAAGUUUCAGGAAUGGUUGGAAAAUGCGAAACAUAAACCUCGUCCAGCUGCAAAGAGCUAUGGUUAUGCCAAUGGAAAACUUACAGGUUUUUACAGUGGAAAUUCCUAUCCAGAACCAGCCUUUUAUAAUCCAAUUCCAUGGAAACCAAUUCAUAUGCCACCUCCCAAAGAAGCUAAGGAUCUAUCAGGAAGGAAGAGUAAAAGACCUGUGAUAAGUCAGCCACACAAAUCAUCAUCUCUGGUAAUUCAUAAAGCCAGAAGCAAUGUUUGCCUUGGAACUCUGUGCAGAAUACAAAGAUAGCAUAUGUGGAAAAUAACAUGCUUUUAUCUGGAGCUAUUUAAUUUAAAAAUCAGAAAUUUUUUUUUACUGCUCAGUCAAUAACUCAACACUUAAUGUGAUUAUUGACAAAUAGCAAUUUUUGCAUUUGUAUAUGGAGUCCUUAGAGUUGAGGAAGAUAUUUUCUGGAUUUUGGUUUUUAUAAACUUUUCCAGGUUGAUCUUGGCAUGUUGUUUUGCAGAAUAAGUGGCUGAAUAUGUAAGAAUUGUGUUUGUAUUUAGCUUGUAUUAAAAGUACACUGUAAUACCAAUAAAACUAACAAUUUUUCUUGUA
This is a messenger RNA of Pongo pygmaeus (Bornean orangutan), 1487 nucleotides long. RefSeq names its product coiled-coil domain containing 34 (gene CCDC34). NCBI's taxonomy places the organism in Eukaryota, Metazoa, Chordata, Mammalia, Primates, Hominidae. The record is from RefSeq and is a predicted model, not a curated record. Bases 75 to 1178 code for a protein of 367 amino acids. The transcript is spliced from 6 exons.